Messenger RNA from Anguilla anguilla (European eel), 5626 nucleotides. RefSeq names its product integrin alpha-2-like. NCBI's taxonomy places the organism in Eukaryota, Metazoa, Chordata, Actinopteri, Anguilliformes, Anguillidae. The record is from RefSeq and is a predicted model, not a curated record. Gene Ontology annotation, biological process: cell-matrix adhesion; cell adhesion mediated by integrin; cell-cell adhesion. The transcript has 30 exons. Gene Ontology annotation, cellular component: external side of plasma membrane; integrin complex. The coding region runs from base 95 to 3661 and encodes 1188 amino acids. Gene Ontology annotation, molecular function: integrin binding.
CUUAGAUCAGAGCGGAGGGUUGUGAAGAGGAAGAACGAACCUACGGCGGAAACGCUUCCAGACAGUUUUUCAACAAAAUUUGGAUUCUAUUAAAAUGGAUUAUACUUCAAGGGAUAUUUUGGUAAUCCUUCUGAUUAUAAUUUUUGGAAUUCACUCUUCAGAGCCUUUUAAUGUGGGAUUAUCAGGAGCGAAGGUGUUUUCCGGGCCUGCGUCAGAAGAGUUUGGUUACACCGUGCAGCAGUUUAUAAAUCACAAAGGAAAAUGGCUCCUGGUUGGGUCUCCCCGAAGUGGUUUCCCACAAAACCAGAAGGGGGAUGUUUACAGGUGUCAAAUCUCAGGGACCAAAACUAACUGCGAUAAACUCAACCUACAGAACUCGGUCAGGAUUCCGUCUGUGAGAAAUAUUGACGCCAACAUGAGUCUUGGUUUGACUGUCACUCCCCUGCCAAAAACAAAUGGAUUUAUGACAUGCGGCCCCCUUUGGGCCCAACAGUGCGGCAGCCAGUAUUUCUACCCCGGGAUCUGCAGUGAAGUGAGCCCUCUCUUCAUCCCUCUGAGCACCUUUUCUCCCGCCAUUCAGACCUGUGGGGGCCCAAUGGACAUUGCAAUUGUUCUGGAUGGAUCUAAUAGCAUUUGGCCAUGGACACCAAUUGUUGCCUUUCUCGAGAAACUGUUACCGACCUUAGACAUUGGCCCAGAUAAUACUCAGGUGAGUGUUAUUCAGUACGCUGUUAAUCCGUCUUUUGAAUUCACUCUCAAUGCCUACAAAACCAAAGAGGACGUUAUCGCGGCUGCCUCGAGGAUAACUCAGAUGCACGGGCAUGAAACUAACACCUUCCAUGCCAUUGAUUUCACCAGGGUUUGGGCUUUCCUCCCCGAGAAUGGCGGUCGACCCGGGGCAGCCAAAGUAAUGGUCGUCGUCACGGACGGAGAAUCUCAUGACAAACGAUUGAGGGACCAGGUCAUUAAGAAAUGCGAGGAGAAAGGGAUAACUCGAUUCGGCAUAGCGGUUCUCGGCUAUUAUAUAAGAAAUGAGAUAGAUACAAAAAAUCUCAUAGCAGAAAUCAAGUCAAUUGCAAGUGCACCUGCAGAAAAGUAUUUUUUCAACGUCUCAGCAGAAGAAGCUCUAUCGGAGAUCGCCGGAACACUCGGGGAACGAAUCUUCAACAUAGAGGGCACUGGGAAAGGAGGAGGUAAUUUCCAAAUGGAAAUGUCCCAGGUUGGAUUCAGCACUCACUAUUCCAAAAAAGAGGAUGUGAUGAUGUUGGGUGCCGUGGGGGCGUACGGAUGGAGUGGGACAGUCGUCCACCAAACUGGAACAAAAGCAAAUAUUUUUCCAAAGACGUCAUUUGAGAAAAUCCUGGAGGACAGGAACCACAGUUCAUUACUGGGUUACUCGGUGACAACCCUGAAUGACGAAAGCUCUGUCUACUAUGUGUCUGGCGCCCCUCGUUCCAACCAUACCGGCCAGGUCCUUGUGUACACCAUAGACACCCAAAAGCAGCCCAAAGUUAUAGAUUCAGAAAAAGGUGAACAGAUUGGUUCCUAUUUUGGAAGCGUGCUGUGUGCCCUGGAUGUGGAUAAGGAUGGAGUAUCAGACGUCCUGUUGGUUGGAGCGCCAAUGUUUAUGACCAACCAAAAGUGGGAAGAAGGAAGAGUUUACCUCUUCUCAGUCACCAAGGGAAUUCUCAGUGAGCAGGGCUUUCUCUAUGGGCCACCGACCUCAGAGAAUUCUCGUUUCGGAAUGGCCAUUUCUGCCAUUCCUGACCUCAACUUAGAUGGCUUCAGUGACAUUGUGGUGGGGGCCCCCUUAGAGGAUCAAAACAGGGGCGCUAUUUAUAUCUACAAUGGUGACAGGAAGACCAUCCACAAGCAGUAUUCUCAGAAAAUUCUAGGUGAAAAAUUAGAUCCCAGACUACAGUAUUUUGGAAGGUCUUUGGAUGCCAAUGGUGAUUUGAACGGUGAUACCAUUCCAGAUGUCUCUGUGGGAGCCUAUGGCAAUGUGGUUCAGCUCUGGUCCAGGGGAUUAGCAACUGUGAAGGCAAAAGUCACUUUCACACCUGACAAAAUCAGUAUCCUUAGUAAACCCUGCAAUAUCAAUGGGAGACAGGUGUCCUGUUUCCAAAGUAGAAUUUGUUUCAGUGCAACUUUCAAGCCUAAAACGACUGUUGGACCUCUUGCAAUAACAUACAAACUGACUCUCGACGCUGAUCUGGAUUCGUCUCGAGUGAGCUCACGUGGCCUGUUCAGCAAAACCAACGAGCGAUUUCUGCAGAAGGAUACUCAGAUUUACGGCAGAGACAUCUGCAACGACCACCAAGUUUACGUGCAGGAAGCUCCUGACUUCAUGAACUCCAUUGGUCUGCGAGUUGACAUCGAGCUUCAGAAACCAGAUGCCAACCCCGUCCUGGAUGUGUUCGCUCCAAAUUCCUGGGAGUUCUUUGUUCCCUUCUCAAAGGACUGUGGCCCUGACGAGGUGUGUGUGGGCGAUCUGGUUCUGAAUGUAAAGAAAGAGAAGGCAGGCCCAAGUGCUUCUGCAAUGCUGGUCAGCUCUAAGAACAGAAGGCUCUCCUUUAACGUCUUGGUGGCAAACAGGAAGGAGAAUGCAUACAACACUAGGGUCGUUGCCACAUUCUCCAAAAAUCUGUUUUACGCCUCCAUAACUCCUCCAAGUGAUGGAACAGAAGUCAAAUGCACAUCUAUCAGGGAAACUCAAGUACUGUCCUGCCAGGUGGCCUACCCGGCCCUCGGGAAAGACCAAGAGGUCAGUUUUGGGAUCAGCUUCGACUUCAACCUGAAACAGCUGCAGAAUGAAGCUCUUGUGAACUUUGAAGCCAAAAGUGACAGUGGGGAAGAGAACCCUGCCGACAACAAAGUUGACAUCUCCAUUCCUAUUCAGUACGACUCUGAAAUCAUCCUUACGAGAGAAACGAAUAUUAAUUUUUAUGUGGUGGAUCAGAAAACUAAAGCAAAGACUACAGUAAAGAAUUACAAUGACAUUGGUCCAGAAUUCAACUUUACACUGAAAGUUUCCACUGUCAACUUUCCAGUCAGUCUGGCCUUCCUCACUGUGUCACUGCCAGUUACCACCAAAGGAGGAAACCCGCUAUUGUAUGUGACUGGUGUCAGCACUGGAUCGGGCGGCGCCGUGAGCUGUGAGGCAAACGGCCUGCUGGACCCACUGCACAUCAGCAGGAAGCCCUUCACGGCCUCCUUCUCCCAGGAGAGCUUCAGGGGAACCAAGGAGCUGGACUGUAAAACUGCUGCAUGCAAUUCCAUGAAAUGUGUGUUCAAAGACAUGGGAAUAAAGAGUGAUUACUUUGUCAACGUCACCACAAGGAUCUGGAAUGGCACAUUUGCCUCUUCAACUUUCCAGUCCAUCAAACUCGCCAUAAAUGCUGAGAUUGAAACAUCCCAGCCUGAGCUGCUAGUCAUCACUAAUAAGAAGUUACUGGUGGAAAUAACGAUCACUAAGCCAGGGGAGAUUGGGGAUCUUCCAAUAGGGGUGAUCGUGGGCAGUGUUCUUGGGGGACUGCUCUUAUUGGCUGCUGCGGUAUUACUAUUGUGGAAGUUGGGCUUCUUCAAGAGCAAGUAUCAGCAACUGCUGAAGAACGCAGAGGCAGAGGGAGCAAACGAGGAGCCACAGGGCACUGGGGCAUGACCAUAAGAAAGCGUGCAAAGAACACACAGCAACAGCAGGUGCAACCCAAGCCAGAGACAAUCCAUCAGAGUGGAGAUUACGUGCACCGCAUUCCUUCCUGCUCGGACUGAGGAGUUCCUGUUGCGGAACUUUAGCUUCAGCAACGCAGGGGACAGGCCCGUCACAGCAUUCCUUCUGACCUCCUGCCUGCUGACUCACGGAAGGGGAGUCGACAGGUCAGCCUGACCAAAGCCACUGAACGCCGCGAAACGGCCAAGAAUGUGAAACGGCUGACUUCUCGCCCUAAUGGGCGAUUUUUUUCAGUUUCAUUAAUGGAAAAAUGAAGCUGACUGUCAGACAAAAAGACGCCUUCAUGUCUGCAAGUAUCAGAAGGAAUAUAAUUGCACCACUUUCCUGAUCAUGGUACAAGUCACUGGGUUUAUUAUUAUAGUCAGAAAUAUUCUGUCCUUUGUUCUAUAUCUGUAUUAAUUCUAUAAGAUUGCUGCCAUGCACUGGAUUUACAUCAGGUAACCAUUACCCUGGUGGACUGUAAUUGUAGUUAGUGAAAUCUAUUUGUUGAUUUAUCAAUUUCAAUUUAUUUGUCUGUACAAAUUGUAAUUGUUUUUUUCUUUACUGUGAGUGAAAAUUUUUCUCCCAUGCUGACAUAUACAUCAGUAUAUGGUAUUUUUAUGUUCAGUGUGAUUGGAUAAAAAUAAAAUUAAAUUCAUAGCCAUACAGCCCUACACUUCACAAUAAGUGUCAUCUGAGGGUGAGUCACAAACUUAAUUUAGCCCUUUGAAGAGUACAUUUUUUUGGAAUCUUUUCAUUUUUUUUAUUUUUAUUAUAAGUCAAUGUUAUAGAGCUCUAUUGUUUUCAGUUACCUGUAGCGUUUGCUACAUCAGCAUGAGAAUGUUCAGUAAAGAACAUUAUAAUCAAAUAUUUGCAAUCUUACACAUAAUGUCUGAUGUCUACGGAACAGAGUCCCCAUCUCAUCCUCGGAUGGAUUAUGAAUGUAUUACAAGCUCCCCCUUCUGGUCCAGAGACACCAGUGCUACAGCUAAUAGCGCCCUGUUUUUUAGUAAGUCUCUCAGUCCACAAUGUUAUACAGUCUAUUAACUUGCAGAAGGUGGAAAGGUGGUGGUGUAAUUCAUGUGAGUGGAUUUGAGGAUAUUGCACAAUAUAACAGAACACAAACAUAUUGUAUGGGUUAACUUGAAUUUUCAGACUAUGUGUAUAAAUAAUAAACAAAAUAAUUCUGUUUUUGAAAAAAGAAAGGUGCUUGAGCUUAGUAAAUAACUUAAGGCUAUUAAUGAAAAACAUUGAACACAAACAAUCACUACAAUUUAUGUAGCCUGCCUUACAAGAAUAAUUCAUAGCCACAUUAGAUAAUAUUUAAUUAAACCAUAAGUAUAUCAUAAGCUAUUUUGUUCAGUACUAGGGUAGAUGCACAUAUUACUGUUUUUGUAGAAAAUAUACCCAUUUGAAUUCUGUAAACUCCAAGAAUAUGCAAUAUCAUGGUCUCAAGGACAAUGAUCAAUCGCUGCCCUCAGUGGCAACUUAUUUACAUGCUAAUAUGCAAUUAAAUCAUCAGUAAAAUAAUUUAAAUAAUUAAGAACAGAGGCUGAAUGACCCAACAGCCAAUCACAGCUGGUAAUUCUCCAUUCCUACAUAAAAUGACUUCCUUCUAUUUCAUAGCAUAGAAGCUGCUGUCAGCAGGUCCACGCCUUACUUCUCUAUUUUAAUAAAGGAACAGCCCAUUUGUAAGAGAGGUAGUCCUCGUUGUUAAAUUUAAUGAUGACUAUUCAUAACAACCACACAGUAGCGGGUGCAUUUCACGUGAUUUCCACGUUUAUACUCAUUUGAAAAAGUAUGUUGUGCACUGCAAUUUUGUUUGUUUUCAAAUUACUAUCAAAACAUGGGAUCUAUAUGAAUAGAAUUUUGUAUUGUAAGUAAUACUUGAUUUUAAUAAAUUAAAUUCCUAUUAAA